Messenger RNA from Myzus persicae (green peach aphid), 1015 nucleotides. RefSeq lists its product as uncharacterized. Bases 1 to 576 code for a protein of 191 amino acids. The transcript has 5 exons. The record is from RefSeq and is a predicted model, not a curated record. NCBI's taxonomy places the organism in Eukaryota, Metazoa, Arthropoda, Insecta, Hemiptera, Aphididae.
AUGGAUUGUUUAAUUUUUAAUCUGUACCAAUAUUUUUUUGGAAAGAACCACCAGAGUUCUGAAUCUGAAGACCAUUCUAAGGACUAUUUGAACAAUAUUAUGAUGGAAGAGGAGUGGAAUUCGAUUUCAACAUCAACAAUAAAAUCAACAAAUUCGAAACAUUCAAUUGAGGAGCAUCCUAGUCGAGAUGAAAUCGAUGUGUUCUCUUUAUAUAUCGAAGACAGAUUGAAAGAUACUAUUUCCAUCAAAGACCAAGUUCCGCAGUGUACAGAAUUAUAUAAAUGUUUGCAAAAUACUGUAAAGGAAUUAGGAGAUCAAAAAUACAUAUUCGACACACAAUUCAAAGGAUUGACAUUGAAUUUGAAUAACAACAAUAUUCGUUUGGUUGCCGUCGAAAACGACGUUAAAAACAUAAUGAUAAAAUAUAUGGGUCUAUCUCAAAUGUACGAAACACUACAAGACCAACUCGAAAUGGUUUCAGGGAAGAUCAAUGUGAAGUUUGAUCACUUGGAACAAAUUUUAAGGUACAAUAUAGCUGAGUGUUAUAGAACAAAUGAUACUCUCGAAGACGUGUAGUGCGUCAAAUCCAAUAACAGUUAAGUAAUAAUUGUAAAUAUAAGUCUCGCAUUGUACAUUUUAUAUUAUACAAUUUAUUGGACUCGUUUUUUAAUAAACCUUUUAUACAAUAUUCAAGAUUUUCUUUUUCUUUUUUUUUUGUUGAGUGCUCAAGCACCACAACACAGCUAUAGCCAAACGGCAAACACCCACCAGCCUAUGAUGUGGCCGAGGGUGAUAUCAGAUAAGAUAACAAUUCAUUACCAGCUAUAAAAUAGUAAUGACUUUUAUUUUGGAGAAUAGCAUCCAUUUUAUAGUUAAGUAUUGGUGUACUAUUCAUUUUUUACUUAUUUUAUUCUAUUUUACUGCACGUUAGUCAGUAAUGUUGUCAAGUUAUCAUAGUUAUUAUUAAAAUAGUAAUUAUUUUUGCAUUUGGAUAUAUUUUGCUAACCAUUAUUAU